AUGCCUGGUCCCUCUGGCAGAGGAUCUAAUAGAUUGCGGCGUGUAGUCUGUUUCUCCUGUGGUCUGCCUGGCCAUACUGCUCCCAGAUGUUUUCGCCGUUUGCAGCCUGGCAGUCGUUUUUCUCCGUAUUCUAGGUCUUCGCGUGGGCGUUCUGUUAAUCAGUAGCUGCUUUCCGCUUUUCAUUUGCCUGUGAAUCAGCUCGUUCGCCACAAAUAAAUUUGCUAUUUGCUGCUAGUUUUGUGUGUCCUUUUUCCCUUACCCGCUCUAGGGUGGCAGUUUUGAAAGGGAGUCAGUUUCCCUCUCAGUUUUUUGAGGCUCAAAACUGCCAUCCCCGAAGCCACCUCCUCCAUUUUUAUUUGCCCAUUUUCCUUCUCUUUUAGCCCCCUUCCAAGCGUUUUAAGGGUGCUUCUCCUACCAUUCCAGAGUGGGAAUUUACGGCCGAUUUCGACCCUACAAGUGUUGUCAGUCCUUCAGUUCGUUGGGUCGGCUUUGAUGGCUCGCCUCUUGAGGUGGCUCAGGGGAUGGCAGAAGGCAACUCGCACAUUGCAUCUCAGUUCGUAGAAGAUGUUAUAAGUGGCCAGGCUCGCGCCGAUGUUUCCAUGCUCGCCUUCAGAGAUCCCGACUCUUUUGUUGCUGGUAACCUGCACAAUCAUUUUCAAGCCUGGGAGUGCAUCGCCAACAUUGCCCCGUUUGAUCUUACGCCCAAGAUUUUGCUGUGGAUCAAGAACUGUGUUGACGUGCAAGAUUUCUUUCAACCCUUUAAAGGUCAAUAUAGGGGAAAAAACUUUGAUUCGACUUUGCCCCCGCAUCGGAUUUUUUCUAAUGCUCUGUCUUGUAAACCGUUUUCCCCUCUUCUUUCCAAUCAGUCUGUGACGAUAAAUCCGGCUAUGACCACGUCCUGCUUACCCCUGAAAGCCGCCCAUAUUUUGAUUUCCAGUGGGGUGACUGGUACUUCACCAGUAACACCAUCCCUUUCGGAUGGAAAUCGUCUGCCUAUAUUUACCAUUCUAUAGGUCUUCUCGCUUCCCAUUAUUUUCGCUCCCUCCUCAUACCUUGCUAAUUGUAUAUUGACGAUCGUCAUACGGGUGAAAUUCAGGUCUCCCCUAAGGCCUUGGGAUACGCCUCUCUUUCCUCAGACGCGGACAGACCAUUUGCUCGUGCUUGCUCCGCUAUUUUCGUGGUUUGUUAUACGCUGGUUGAUUUGGGUUAUUUUAUUGGUCUCAAGAAAUCGCACCUGGUUCCUAAGCAGGUAGUCCCUUACCUUGCGUUUUGGUGGAUUCUGUUCAGCAAGCUUUUUUGCUUAUCGAGGAGAAGAAGCAAAAGUUCUUGUCCCUUUUACGCUCUGUUCUUAGUUCUCCUUCUACCGAUCUUAAGACACUUCAGCGUCUCUCUGGAAAGUGUAUUUCCUUCUCUUUGGCGGUUCCCGGGGCUCGUCUUUUUCUCAAUGAUAUCUAUAAUGUGAUUGCGAAGAGCCAACGUCACGGUUCUUGUAAGCCUAUUCUAGUUACUGGCCCAUUGAAACGCGAGCUUGAGCAGUGGUUGUUUCUCGAGUCCUGGUCCGGCUCCCUUCCUUGGCUUUUGGAGACCCAUCAUCAGGUCAAGUUAUGUUCAGAUGCCUCCUCCUUUGCUUGAGGCUGUGUUCUUGGCCCUGAUACUUUUUCAGCCACUAUUCGGGAUUACUGGCCUGUUGAUCAACGUCAUCCCCACAUUAAUGCUAAGGAGGCUUGGACCCUCGCCAAUGCCCUAGAUGAAUUUUCCGGUUCCUUGCGUGAUAGUUGGGUGGAUGUUUAUACUGAUAGCCAGGUUCUUAUCUCAUCCUGGCGGUGUCAAGGCGCAAAGUCUCCAGACCUGGUCGUCGCCUUGAAGCGUAUCUUUAGCAUCAUUUCCUCUUGUAACAUUCACCUCAAUCUCUUUUACAUUCCCUCUGCUGCUAAUCCCGCGGACGCUCCUUCCCAUGUUUUGUUGUUGCAGGAUUCUAAGCUUUCCCCUUUUGCCUGGGGUCAAGUUCAAGCCAGAUUUGGUGGCCAAUUUGGUCACUCCGCAGAUUUGAUGGCUCUCCCCUCUAAUCUGCAGUGCGCUCUAGAUGGUUCUCUCCUUCCUUUCUUUUCUCCGUAUCCUGUUCCUGGUUCUUCAGGGGUCAAUUUGUUUGCUCAGCGUCCUUACAACCAUGGCCACCUUUUUUCAAACCCCUAUGUUUUCCCCCCUAUUAUUCUAAUUCCCCAGGUCUUGCGUUUUGUUAAAAGUCAAUCCUUUCCUUGUACCAUUGUUGUCCCUGACAUUCGUCCUCGAAAAUUCUGGUGGCCCCUUUUGCAAUCGUAUUCGUCUUUCCAACUCGCUCCGAAGGGUACCCUCGGAAUGGUUCUUCCCCCCUCUUCUGAAGGAUUUUCUCCGCGUUGGCCCCUCCCUUGGGAUUUGUGGGUGUUUCGUAUUGAUCCCCUUUAGAAUAUUCAUGAAUAGAAUAUAUUUAUUUUCGGUUUAGUCUGUUCACAUAACUUUUCUACAUCGGUUCGUUACCUUGGACUUUUUGCUAUUCAUAGGAACAUAAGCUGUUGUAAUAGAAUGUGUUACGCGUGAUAAUUAAAAUUCAGUCUUUUGGCACCUCCUGUCUCUUUUUGUCUCCUAUCUGUUACCCCUCUACCCAUUCUUCCUUUUCUCUAGUCUCUUCUUCCUGUUCCGCGCUUAUUCGUCCCGGCAGUUGCGUGCCCAUCUUGCCACUAUCCUAAUGACCAUGUCUUCAAGUUUUGUCAGAAUUGUGGUUAUGUUAGACGUCGUGGUCACACAGCUGUUCCCAGGGCCGUCAGUUUCGACCUCCCUGCUAUUGAUCUACGUAUCAGCUCUCUACAGUCAGCAAGCCUUUCGUCCGCUUGUUCCAGGCAGAAGCAAUCUUUAAAGGCUGAGCUUGAAGGCUUUCUUUACGCCCUCCCUGGCAAUAAAAGCCUUUUUGAUGCCACCCCCCUAGAUGUUUGCCGCUUUUUGGUUUUCAAGGACUCAAAAGGUAAAACCCAAGUCCAUAGCAUAGGAUGUCCACAUCUUGGUCAGCGGGGUUCUUUCCCUUGCAAGUGCCCGCUGAGACUGGCCUACUCCACCGUUGAUUCAUACAUUGGCAAGUUACGCUCUAUAUUUUCCGACAUUGGUCGUCAAGGUGACUGGAAUAGGACUCUCCUUAUUGGUAACCCGGCCUCCGAUUUGUUAGUAAAGCAGUACCUUAAAGAGUUCACCGCUGAGCAACUCCGGGCCAGCAUUGCCCCCAAGCAGGCUGUACCACUUUUUGCUGACAAAUUGCUUUCGCUUUCUCGACACAUCGAAAAGCGUCUUCUCCUCUCGUCCCUUUCGCCAACUGAGAUGUUUGUCACCGCCAGAGAUCAAGCUUUCUUCAAGGCUCAUUUCUUUUCUGGUGACCGUGGCGGGGAUCUGGGGCAAGUUAAGACCUCGGAUAUUGCUCGUUUCCCUGAUGACAAUGGAUUCUUAUUUAAUCACAUUUGGGGAAAGACUUUGAGGGAUGGCGCCUGCAACCUUUUUGGCAUGCGCCGUCACCCCAACCCAGCAUUAUGCCCGAUUAAGGGUAUUAAAACUUAUGUGUCGAUUGCUCGUGAACUUGGAAUUAGCCUGUCUCCUGGAUACUUGUUUCGUGCGACAAAUCAUCAGGGGCAUAUUGUUGAUAAACCCCUUUUAAGCUCCGCGGCCGACUCCCGCCUUAGAAAAUAUCUUCGUGAUGCUAACAUUGACGGUGGGGAAACCCUUCACAGUUUUCGUUCUGGCUGUGCCCUUACCCUGGCUUUCUCCGGUUCCCCUUUGGCUGACGUUAUGUCUCACGUUGGCUGGUCAAAUUCCAAGACAGCUUUGUAUUAUCUCAAGUUAGCUGAUGUUAUCAGGGCUGGGGCCCCAGCUGACCUACUUACUUCUGCACCUUCGUAG
Messenger RNA from Porites evermanni, 3915 nucleotides. Lineage: Eukaryota; Metazoa; Cnidaria; Anthozoa; Scleractinia; Poritidae. The record is from the annotation of a GenBank genome assembly.